This is a messenger RNA of Polistes canadensis, 1574 nucleotides long. Its product is annotated as ninjurin-1-like. Gene Ontology annotation, biological process: cell adhesion; tissue regeneration. The transcript is spliced from 2 exons. The coding region runs from base 285 to 794 and encodes 169 amino acids. The record is from RefSeq and is a predicted model, not a curated record. NCBI's taxonomy places the organism in Eukaryota, Metazoa, Arthropoda, Insecta, Hymenoptera, Vespidae. Gene Ontology annotation, cellular component: membrane.
AAAUAAAAGAGAACGUAAAUAUAUGUCUUAAGCAGUCAAAGGGUUAAUUAAAUUACGCACUGUAAUAAUGGAACGAAUAUAGAUCGCUAUUAUAUACUCGUGAGCUUAUCUAAAUGCUCAUCAACAAAGCUCAGUAGUAAUCUCGAUCGAUCCGUUCGCGAAACGUUUUCUUUUCUUACCUGCCUUACUUUUUGUUCGUGCGUUUUCUCUCUUUAACAAUAACACAAGUUUUCUUUUUGCUGAUUAAACAAAUUGGUCAAAGGAUCGAUCAUACGAAGGACAACAUGGAGAAACCUAAAUUGGAUAAUGAAAAGGUGGAAUUAGAUAAUAAAGAAAUAUUCGAUAAAGCUAAUGACGUUGAAAAAAUUGAUGGAACUAAGGAUAUUGUUGUUUCUGUUGAUACGACGGACAAAAGAUUGCAAUCUUACAACACACGAGCUGCCAAUGCUUUUGCAGCGAAGAAAACUGUAGCCCAGGGAAUGAUGGAUGUAGCGUUGAUUACAGCUAAUGCUAAUCAGUUGAGGUACCUUAUUGAAUAUCAACGAAAUAGUCCUACAUUUUACGUCAUUUUGAUCCUCAUUGUCAUCAGUCUUUUGUUACAGAUCGCCGUUGGCGUAAGUUUAAUUUUUAAAGGCAGAUGCGAUAUCAAAGGACAAUCUAAAUCCCUUCAUGCACGAAAAAUUAAUAAUUAUGUUGUCGUCGGCGUUUUUCUUAUAACUAUAAUUAACGUUUUUGUUGCUGCGUUUAGUGUAACUACACCUACUGGUACAGGUGUUGUAUCUACGCCUACGUAGAUAUUAUUCAUGGAAAAUAUAUAAUGUUUAUUUUCAAUAAUAUAUGUCAUAGUUUACACCCUGUUUGUAACAAUACUUCAAAAGUAAUACGAACGAGAAAAAUUCAAAUUAGAAAUAGUAUUUGUAUAUUUUUUUCUGUGAGAGUCUCGUAUUUAUAAUUAAUUAAUAAUUAAUAUAUCAUGCUUUUGAAAUUAUUUUAUGAAUUACAAUUUGUUCAUGUAACAAAUAUUUUGCAUCUUCCAACAUUUUUUUCGAUUAUAUUAUUAAUAAUCAUAUUAAUUGGAUUGUAUAGAAAGAACAUUAGCAAUUGUAAAAUACAUAAAAUUAAUUUUUAACAUUACAUUUAUUCAUUCAAGACAUAACAAUAAAACGAAUAAUUUAUUUUCAUUUACAUGUCAUACUCGUAUGUUGUUAUUUUUUUAUUGUUUUUUUUUUCCCAUUGUGUACGACGAUUUGGACGCACGUACAAUUUCAUUGAAACUAACUACUUAGAUAAAUAACAAUAUCGCUUAAGUAGUAUUUUCUUUUUAAAUAUUUUGUUUAGGCGCGUAUUAUCUAUUAAUAACAAAAAAUUAAAAAUAAUUGUUUAAAGUAAUGUCUAUGAAAAAAAAUACACAAUUUUUUUGUAAACAUGAAAAAACAAACUUGUCUAAUGUAUUUAUUAUGUUAUAUUAGGCUUUAAAUAUGAGAUACUGAAAACAAAUAAAUAUAUUUCAUCGUUGAAGAAUAAUUUAUAAACAUUAUUUUAUAUUCAUAUAGUAUAUGAUUGUAAUAAAUUUU